Molecule: messenger RNA, 2601 nt
Organism: Colletotrichum spaethianum
Lineage: Eukaryota; Fungi; Ascomycota; Sordariomycetes; Glomerellales; Glomerellaceae
Product: mitosis inhibitor protein kinase wee1
Exons: 3
Coding region: 1-2601 (866 amino acids)
Biological process (GO): protein phosphorylation
Molecular function (GO): ATP binding; protein kinase activity
Source: RefSeq, a predicted model, not a curated record
AUGAACCUAGACCAAGCGUCUCUAGGUAGUCCCGUCGCAAAGCGGCGAAGUUUGCACGGUAUUUCAAGUUUUGGUCAAAACACAUCUGAUUUCAACAUUUUCGACAAUACCGGCAGCACCACAACUAAGACCAAUUUCGACAUCCACGACGAGGCCAGCCGGGAGCGCGAGUACGAACUCUUUGGUUCAAGUGUUUCUGCUCGGGAACCUCUCCCUUCGCCGACCCCGCCUCCCCAGAUUCCGAGAAGAACUGGGUCGCUUCGACGAUCCACGCUUCAGCAAAGACAGCACGAUAGAAGCUCCUGGGGACGCAAGUCUGGUGCCAAUCACCUAGCUCAAAUGGGCGGGGAAUUCUCUACUCCCAACGUCAAGAAUCGACCGCGCCUCUCGAUGGACCAGUUCCUUCCUCCUCAGCUCCCUCGGGACAGCCCAUUCACCUCCAACGGGCCCUUGCCCAACCCUUCAGCUCACCCUGUAGAGCGACCUUCUCAUCAGCCUCACCCUCUGUCCAAGACUUUGGUGACUUCAACGUCUGGCAAUAGCCUCGAGGAGCAGAAUAACAGCAUGCCUCCUCCCUACGUCUUCGAGAAGCCACGAGCCCCCCUUAAUUUUGCCAGGUCAAUGCCUUACGGAUCAUCUCGACCCUCGUUCAUGCAGGAAGAGGGCGAGAACGUUACACCUUUCAAGGCAGCCAGGCCUUGGGCGGGAGCUUUUAUGUCGACUGGUCUUGUUUCCAAGGUGAACCGCAAUCCCGAGGAGGACAACAAGUUGAUGAUGCCCGACACCCCUUGCAAAAAGCCUACCAACGGCUUUGCAACAUUCCCACCCCCGCCUGGCAGUGCGAUCAAGAAGAGCAAUCGGUACUCUUUUGGCGGCAUGCCCUCAACACCUUUCAACCCUCCAGGAGCGCCAUCUCGCAGCACAUUCGGCAACACUGGAAAGGGGCUGGGUAUCUUCCAGCGACUCGGAUCACGCCAUGCGCGCCGUGGCAGUGUCUUGAGCCUGGAUGAAGAUAAGAAAUUCUCCCUCGACACAAACUUCAACGUCGGCCCUGGGGCUGAAAGUGAUGCCCCUCCGACUCCUACAAAGCAGGGUCUCACACCCAGCUUGAGCAACCUAAGCGAACAAAGCAUUGAGAGCCCCAGCGCUAAGAGGUCACUUCCGCCUCCCAUGUCUGCUGUCCGGCCAAUGAUCUCCAGAGAAUCGACUGCUAGCCCAGUGGAACAGCGCUCCCCGCGAACGCCCUCGACUCACGUCGUUCUUCCCGACGCCAGCUGCCUAUCGAUCUCUAAUCCUGCCGAGUCGAAGAGCACAACUACUCCAGUCACGCCCUCUGGACGUGACUCCUUCCAAAGCACUACCUCUCAACUCAUGACUCCUGUCAAUGCUGGUCGUGGCGACGCAGAUGUUGAUGACUCACUCUACUCUCGGUUUGACAAGGUCGAGAUGGUUGGCAAGGGAGAAUUUUCCUCUGUCUACCGUGUGGUCAAGGCUGGUUACUCUCGUGCCUCAUUCCUCUCGGUCUUUAGUGGAACGCCUACGAAGAACCAUCGCGAGAGCCCUGAGCCCGACCGCAUUUACGCCGUGAAGAAAGCCCGUCGCCAAUUCACGGGACCCAAGGAUCGCUUGUCCAAGCUCAGAGAAGUUCAUGCACUUCAAGCCCUGACACACGCAGACCAUGUUGUUCACUACGUCGACAGCUGGGAGUACAACCAGUACCUUUACAUCCAAACUGAAUAUUGCGACGAGGGUACUCUAGACAAGUUCCUCAGCAAUGUUGGUCGCAAGGGCAGAUUGGAUGACUUCCGUAUCUGGAAGGUCAUCCACGACAUCGGCUUGGGUCUGCAAAGCAUUCACGAAGCUGGUUUUAUUCAUCUCGACUUGAAACCGGCGAAUAUUCUCAUUACCUUUGAGGGCAUCCUCAAGAUUGGCGAUUUCGGGCUAGCAACUGAGUGGCCCGCCGCCAAGGGCGUCGAUGCGGAAGGAGACAGAGAAUAUAUCGGCCCUGAAAUCCUGCGCGGCGACUUCAACAAACCUGCAGACAUAUUCUCGCUCGGUUUGAUCACUAUUGAGAUGGCCGCCAACGUCGUCCUCCCCGACAACGGUCCAACUUGGGUUGCUCUCCGUUCUGGUGAUCUUUCUGAAGUCCCUAGCUUGACCUUCAGCGCCACCACCACAACCACGGCUCACCGAGACGCAGCUGGGGUUCCUACCAUGCAGUCCUUUGACGACCCGCUGCUCGGCCAAACCAGUGCUCCAGAUAUCAGUCUGCAUUCGGCAGCUGCUCCCACUCGUGUGAGUGUGGUUAUGGACGACGAGAGUCCUUUCAUCACGCGCAAGCGCACCGAGCUCAGGUCACCUCCGGACUUCAUGAGCGAUCCUUUCCACCCUAGCUCUCUCGACCAAAUUGUUCGAUGGAUGAUUAGCCCCGAGCCGAGCGAGAGGCCCACCAUUCAACAGUUGCUGUCCACUCCCUCAAUGAUGUGGGUUGCCCAACGUCGCAGAUCAGCUGCGACUGUCUUCGAAGGUGUCUGGGGACCUAGCGAGUCGACCGCACUCCCAACCUUGGUGGACGAAGACACCGAAAUGAUGGACGUUUGA